This is a messenger RNA of Eimeria acervulina, 1614 nucleotides long. Its product is annotated as ATP-dependent RNA helicase, putative. The transcript has 3 exons. The record is from RefSeq and is a predicted model, not a curated record. Gene Ontology annotation, molecular function: RNA helicase activity; RNA binding. NCBI's taxonomy places the organism in Eukaryota, Apicomplexa, Conoidasida, Eucoccidiorida, Eimeriidae. The coding region runs from base 1 to 1614 and encodes 537 amino acids.
AUGGAACAGAGGGAUAGAAACGCUCAGCUAGCGGCCUUCAAGAAACGCAUUUAUCCGUUUUUAUUGGUGACGGAUGUGGCGGCCCGUGGUUUGGAUUUAUUUGGACUCCCCGUUGUAAUUAAUUUCGACUUUCCUGCAUCUCCUCGGCUGUACAUACACCGCGCUGGGCGCACAGCAAGAGCAGGGAGGAGUGGGAUCGUCUGCUCCAUAACAACUCCAGAAGAUUUGCCGUUUGCUUUGGAUUUGACUGCAUUUGUUGGUGGGCGCAUUGUCCCUCUACCUCUUUGCAAUCAGCAGCAGCAGCAGCAGCAGCAGCAAGAGCAGCAGCAAGAGCAGCAGCAAGAGCAGCAGCAAGAGCAGCAAGAAGGAGAAACAGCAGCAGAGGCGGGCUCUUCACCAGCAACAUCAGGACCCACCGAAAGAGCCGCAGCAGCAACAGCAGCAACAACAACAGCAGCAACGACAACAACAACAGCAGCAACAGCAGCAGCAUUAGCAUUAGGAGACGUAUCUAGUGGUGUAUACCCUCUUGGUGCGCCUCCUCCGAUAGAUUUUUACAUAGAGUCUGUUGCUAGCUGUAUGGAGACAGACAGUGAAGUAAAGACGCUGCAGCGCAGCGCAGCAGCAGCAGAGAAGCUUUAUUAUAAAGUCCGACAGUCAGCAAGCAAAGAAGGCAUUAAGAGAGCAAAAACUAUUGUAGAAGAAGCAGGUGGGAUUCAGCUGCUAUCUGCUUUUCAAUUUAAACAAGAGCAGCUGCUGCCUCCUGAUGCUGCUAAGCAGCAGCUGCAGCAGCAGCACCAGUUGAUGCGCAAGCAGCAACAGCAGCAGCAGCAAAUGACAAAGCAGCAGCAGCAACGUAUCCAGCAUCUGCAGCAGCUAAUUCAGCAGCAGCAGCAGCAAGAGUCACCACCGCUAGAGCUGCUGCAGGCAAUGAAACGCUUCAGGCCGAAAGUAGGUGUACAUGGGAGUGUGCUUAGUGCUGCUGCAGUUGAAGGCAUCAGCAGCAAACAAAAAGAAAAAGAAAAUCUUGCUGCUGCUGCUGCUCGAGAGGCAGCCACCCACCUCAGUGCUGUUGCUGCACCUGCUGCUACUGCUGCUGCAGCAGCAGCAGCAGAUUCUGAUUUAGAAGAAGAUUCAACGGAGGAGACAGACGGAGACAUCUCAGAAUCAGACGAGGAGACACUUCAACAGGAGGAAGCACAAACAACAACAUCAGCAACAACAACAACCAGCAGCAGCAGCAGCAGAAGAAGAAGAAGCAGCAGCAGCAGCAGCAACGUGCUGCAGGCACUGGCAGCAGCAGAGGCUCAAGGAGACACUUCAGCAGGGAGACAGCGCGUUAGCAAACGUCGGUUGCAGAAGAUAGCAAGGCAAAUGGGGGUUGAGCCGAAGGCAGCAGCAGCAACAGCAGCAGCAGCAGCAGCUGCUGCUGCUGCUGCUUCUUUAGACUCCACCAGCAGCAACCCAGAAGCCUCCUUCUUCGUAGACGUUACACCAGAAGCUAAAGCAGCAGGAGAGCAUGUGAUGCUGCAGCUGCAGCAGCAGCAGCACGGAGUGUAUGCAGAUGAAGAAGGAGACAUGCGGAGAGCCCAAGUGCAGCAAAAAAGAAAGUAG